GACGUUAUCGCCGAGCUCGGGGCAAAGCGGCUGUCGUCGCUCGCGCUUUAGUCUUUGGGCUGCAGAAGGUGUUUCUGCGUGGCGUUGGAUGGUCGUGCUGGAAUGUUAGCGUAGAUCUGCCAGAAGUGGAUAAGGGGGACGCGGUGAGGGGACAUCGGUGGAGGGAGCACGAUGUAGCUGGAGUUAACGCCACGACGAACGCGUAUUUGUAAUAGGGAGAAUCCCGAGCGACUGAGUCUCCGAGCGGGGCGAUUAUGCUGCCGACGUUUCUUGCGUUUCUGCUGGAGCUACUGCUGCUAUGCGGGGCAGCCUUAUCGCAAUACUCCAGUGAUCAGUGCAGCUGGAAAGGGAGUGGACUGAUGCAUGAGACGCACAUGCGGGAUGUGGAGCAGGUCUACCUGCGCUGCUCCCAGGGGGCGCUGCAGUGGCUUUACCCCACUGGUGCCAUCAUUGUCAACCUGAGGCCCAACACUGCCUCCCCGGCAGCCCGCCGCCUCUCCGUCUGCAUCAAGCCCUCCAGGGACUCGCAGGGUGCCAACAUCUACUUGGAUCGGGCCGGCAAGCUGCGGCUGCUCCUGCGGGAACGGGACCAAGCGCUGGGACACGUGCACUGCUUUGGCAUCCAGGAGGGGGCGCUGUUCAUUGAGGCCAUACCACACCGGGACAUCAGCCGCAGGAUCACAGCCUUCCAGUAUGAGCUGGUGAAUGAAAGACUAGUGCCUGACCAGGACUCCCUAAGUACUCCCUGCCAGCCUUGCAGUGACCAGGAGCUCCUGCUGGCUGCAUGUGCCAGUGAUUUCGUGGCACGAGGCAGCAUCUUGGAUGUGGAGGAGGUGGUGGAGCAGACGUCCCUUACAGUGACUCUGAGCCGGCUGUACACACAGAAGAGCCAGGUGUUUCUGUCGGGCGGUGGACGGGCGAAGCGCUGGACAGGGCGGGUCAGGAUGCCCCCCCAGUGUGAGGUGAGGCCUGGGGAGGCCGAGUACCUCUUCACUGGGACAGUACGUUUUGGAGAGGCAUGGCUUGGCUGUGCGCCCCUCUACAAGGACUUUCUCAAGGUGUACACAGACGCUGUGGAGCAGGGCACCAACCCCUGUCACAUAGAGACGAACUGAGCCGCCUGUUCCAAGCCUUCUAACCUGCCUUAAAAGGAAAAGGGGAGGGGCUUUGCUUUUAGAGAGCAAAAUGUUCACAUGCUCUAUCCCUCACCCCCUUUUCUGAUUUAUUGAAGCAUUGAAUGAUACCAGGCAACAUACCCGGACAUCAGAGGACUGCAUGAACCUCCGUGGAGGGACAUGUGACCUCAGGUCCUGGAGUAGCAGUCAUAAAUACGUGUGAAAAUGUGAAAGGACAUUUUAUAAAUACAAGUGCUUUGUAAAAAGCUUGAUGUAUAAUUUUGAAGUUGUUUCUUAUGACAGAAAUGUAUGAUUAUAAAACUUGGUUUGUGAUGAUUUUUUAAAAAGAAGGGCAAUUUUAGCCUGUAAUUUUUCUUCAGGCUGAUAAAUUGUAAUGGGUUUUUUCCUCCGCCAGGGAAUAAAAAUCUUUUUUUUCCUGGAGCAGAA
Brienomyrus brachyistius is the source of this 1562-nucleotide messenger RNA. RefSeq names its product meteorin like, glial cell differentiation regulator a (gene metrnla). The transcript has 4 exons. Bases 255 to 1115 code for a protein of 286 amino acids. Gene Ontology annotation, biological process: energy homeostasis; positive regulation of brown fat cell differentiation. Gene Ontology annotation, molecular function: hormone activity. NCBI's taxonomy places the organism in Eukaryota, Metazoa, Chordata, Actinopteri, Osteoglossiformes, Mormyridae. The record is from RefSeq and is a predicted model, not a curated record.